This is a messenger RNA of Harmonia axyridis, 1847 nucleotides long. RefSeq names its product dnaJ homolog subfamily C member 21. NCBI's taxonomy places the organism in Eukaryota, Metazoa, Arthropoda, Insecta, Coleoptera, Coccinellidae. The record is from RefSeq and is a predicted model, not a curated record. Gene Ontology annotation, molecular function: nucleic acid binding; zinc ion binding. Gene Ontology annotation, cellular component: cytoplasm. The transcript has a single exon. Bases 148 to 1806 code for a protein of 552 amino acids.
AGUUGAUAUUUGCUGUCAUCGAAAUAGAAAUUAACCUCAAUACAGAAGAUUCUCUGACAGAUUCUAUCAACCUCAAAAUCAAUCCUUUUUGAAAUGAACCAAGCAGUUUACAGUAACAUUAUAUGAUAAUUAUUGACAACAACCAACAUGCGGUGCCAUUAUGAAGUCCUGAAUGUGUCAAAGGAAGCUGAGGAUUCGGAAAUAAAAUCAUCAUACAGAAAAUUAGCACUCAAAUGGCAUCCUGACAAGAAUUUAGAUGAUUCAGACAAUGCUAAAGAACAAUUUCAACUUAUACAACAAGCAUAUGAAGUAUUAAGUGAUAAACAAGAGAGAGCAUGGUAUGAUAGACAUCGUGAACAAAUUCUACUUGGUGCACAAUCAGACUUCGAAGAUAAAAACCUCAAUGUGUUUCAAUACUUUACAACGUCUUGUUUUAGAGGAUAUGGCGAUGAUGAAAAUGGAUUUUACACAGUUUAUAGAAACGUUUUCGAACAAAUUGCUAUGGAAGAUUUGGAUUAUUUUGAAAAUAAAGAAGAUUUUGUAGAUAUUCCAUCAUUUGGUACAUCAGAAAGUGAUUUCGAUACAGUUGUAAAUCUAUUCUACUCACAUUGGCUAUCAUAUUCCACCAAAAAGAGUUAUGUUUGGUUGGAUCCAUAUAAAAUAGCAGAAAUAAAAGACAGAAGAUAUGUUAAAGCCGUAGAAAAAGAAAAUAAAAAAGUAAGGUCAAAAGCUAAAAAGGAACGUAAUGAAGAAAUCAGAAAUUUAGUUGCAUUUGUACGGAAAAGGGAUAAAAGAGUUCAAGCACAAAUUAAACUCAAUCUGGAAAAGAAUGAGGCAAACCGAAAAAAACAUGAUGAACUACGAAGACAAAAAUUAGAAGAAAAUAGGAAAAUGAAUGAAUCACAGGUACAGCCUGAGUGGAGUAAGUUUGAAAAUAUGACUUCAGAGUUGCAAGAAAUAGAGAAGAAUCUAGAUAAUGAAUUUGGCAAUUCUGAUUGUAGUGAUGAUGAAAUAUACAAUAAACAUUAUUGUCCUGCGUGUGAUAAAUUCUUCAAAACAAAAAAAACAUUUCAGAAUCAUGAGAGUAGUAUGAAACAUAAAUUGAAUGUUGCAGCUUUGAGAGCUGAGAUGUUAGGGUCUGAUGAGGAGGAAGAUGAUGAUUUAGAAGUAGAUGUUAAAAAUUCUGAAGACAAUUUGGAUGACAUGGAUAGUGAACUUUCUAGUGGUAAAAGACAGACCAACCAAGGCGAAGAAGAGUCUGAUGCUUAUGAAAAAGAUGUUGAUGCUGUUAUUCCUAAGAAAAAAAAGACACAAAAAACUAAAUUUUCAGCUUCUCACCAUUAUAUGUCCCCUGACACUGAUUCUGAAGAAUUACCACUUAAUAAUGGUCAUAAAAAACCUAAUAAGGCUAAAAAAAAUAAAAAUGUUCUGAAAGUAGAAAGCACAGAUGAUGAGUUGAAAAUGUCUACACUACCUGCAAGCUCUAGUUCUGAUGAUGAUUUCAGUUCAUCCAAGAAGGGAAAGAAAAAAAAGAAAAAGAAUAAGCCUAAGAAAAUACAACCAGUAGUUAACACAAAAGAAGAACCAUCAAGUGAAACUCUAUUAUUCACAGAAAAUACUUCAAAUUCCAACACAUCUAAGGAUGACCUUCCUAAUUUCAUCUGUUCAACUUGCUCGAAGAAUUACCCUUCAAAAAACAAACUAUUUAUGCAUCUGAAAGCAGAAGGUCAUGGUGCUCCUCUGCCCCUAAAUACAAGUGGAGCGACAAGCAAGGGAAGGGCCAAAGGCAAAGCAUCUAGGAAAUAAUGUUAACUAUUAAUUUAUUGAAAAUAAAAUCUGAAAUUGUA